UAUAAAUUGUAUAUUUUUAUUCUGGAUUUUGUGGCCAUUCUAAAGCGAAUUUACAUCGGAUUCGAAAAGUGUUCGACUUUGGAUGCGAAGACCUUGACCUCCAAGCACAAUAUUUCACUUGGAAGCAGGCUUACCAUUUAAGCUUAUGCGGUAUGAACAUUUAAACAAGGAUAUAUAUUUGCCUUCCUCAAGUGGGCCUGCCAUAUCUUUGUCGGGGUGUAAAAAGAACGGCUUCUUGCUGAAAAUUUGGACGUUGUUCGAUUCGAGGAAUUGUAGCAAAUUUGAGCUUCGAAAUUCACUGAUUCUGGGCUAGCGGGAAGUCUGUUUAGCGACAUUACCGAGAUCGAAUCUUGGUUGAUCGCUGAGGAAUUCGAAGAACGUUCUUACAAAAAUAACAACUUAUUAGCCGUGCAAGAUAUUUUGGCGAUCCCUAGCGAAUUUUAUUAACAUCGAAGUGUCGAGAAUUGGUCAUUCUCGCCGAAGGAUUUUCGGCAGGAGACGAGCGUCGCGAGGUAUUUGUCAAAAGUGUCGAAAACUUGUCGAAUUAGAAACCGCUUUGCUUUGUUGACAGAAGGCAAAAGUCAAAUAUUAAAUUAGAACUUAUAUUUAAAUUCUGUUACUUUUGAGAGAGAUUCGCUUCGAAGCAGAAAUAAUUUCGGUUGGAUGAAAGCUUGUUUUGAAGCAAUGAAUCGAAUGUGUUUGUGAAGUUAAAGCAAGCAGGAAUUUGCAAGAAAAAUUGUUAUUUAGACUAAUAACAAAGCGAAUAUUUUAGUAUCUUUGUGGAUCGUUAGCGAGAACUUGGCCGAAUUCAGCGGGGGUUCUAAAAUUCAUUGUUGGUAAUCAAAUGUCCGUCUACUUCGCAUUGAAUUAGUGAACGAAGGUUGACACUUUCGAACAAUGGUAUGUUGAAAUGAACAUUUAUCGAAAGAAAUAGCCAAGAGUCAGUAUCUGAAAUGGCUGAAACUAGUGAACGUUUUAUAAAGUGUUUGAAGAAACCACCGAUAGCAAGGACAGACGAGGAUUUAUCAUGUAUCUUGAAGCAUUUACGUGGCAUGCAGGCUAUGUCUGGUCUUGGAGGCGAAGUUAUAAAAGCCAUGUGUAAAACAGCUCGCUAUGAAGUCCAUGAAUCCAACCAUUUGUUAUACAUGCAAAAUGACUAUGCAACAUGUUGGUACAUCUUGUUGUCAGGCUCAGUGUUUAUUGAUUGUAACAUGUAUCUUCCUGGAAGCAGUUUCGGCAAACAACCUUUAUGGUUUGAUGGCCGCCGUGGAAGUGAAUGCCUUAUUCUGGAGCAUUCGGAAAUGAUUGUUAUCGAUUACCCUGACUCAAGAUUACUGAAACCAAACCAAAGGCGUUCAUACGAGGCCAUGGACCUCGAGAUGAUGUUAGCUUUAGAAAGCGAAGAAGUCAAAGUUGGAGGACCCAUACCGGAUGAAAAGGUACCUCAAGAAUUGGACCAAGUGAAAAAACUGUUGUUAAGAUCCGCUGAAGAACCAGAUUUUUCAAAUCAAACGCGAUCUGUUCCAGAUUUCGAUUUGGAUCUCUCGGGAUUAGUUGAAAGCAUUGUUGAUUCGGAUGACGAUGAAACGACGUCGCAGUCGUCGAGCGAGUCCAUGAUGGUUCGAGAUGUAGUUCGGGAUUGCCUAGAGAAGGACGCAGCGGAAAGAACCGAAAACGAUAUUGAGGCUCUCAUGGAUUUCAUGCAGCAUCUUCCGGCGUUUGCAAACAUGACAACGAACAUUCGACGAGAACUUUGUGCUGUGAUGUUGUUUGCAGUCGUUGAACAUGCUAACAUCGUUGUCCUGAAUGAUGGUGACCAGCUCGAUUCCUGGUGUGUCAUCUUGAACGGUUCUGUAGAAGUGGUUGUUGAAGGCCAGGAUCCAGUAACACUUCAUUUAGGAGAGAGUUUUGGUGUUCAACCCACACUUGAGCAGUACUAUCACAAGGGGAUAAUGACGACGCGUGUGGACGAUUGCCAGUUUGUGUGCAUCCCCCAAUCAGAAUAUCAUCGUAUUCUGAGCCAAGGUGAACAGAACAUCCACGAGGUUACCGAGAAUGGCGAGGUUGUCGUGGUAACCGAGUAUCGCUCACUGGAUGGCGGCAAUCGACAUGGUCACGUCGUUAUCAAGGCCCAACCAAAGCGUCUUGUCGAUCACCUGGUCGAGAAUCACUCCGUCGUAGAUCCAACGUACGUUGAAGACUUUCUAUUGACCUACAGAACGUUCUUCAACGAACCAACCGAUAUCUGCUCCCAGCUUUUGGACUGGUUCGACAUUCCUGACCUCAGAGACAAGGUAACCCGAGUAAUGUUGUUGUGGGUUAUAAAUCAUUUCAACAGCGAUUUUGAGGACAGUCCAUCAAUGGAAAAGCAUUUGGAUAGAUUCGAGAAGGGUUUGGAAAAACACUCUAUGAUCGGUCAGCUACGGUUACUCCACAUCGCUUGUUCAUCUAAAGCAAGACUACGGAAAGUUACCUUGGUUCAUCCGUCGAAAGACUCGUCGCUGAAUUUCUCAAUCACCGGGGGGAAAGACCGAGGCUUUGGAAUAUUUAUUGCUAAGGUAAAGAAGGGCUCGAAAAUUGAGCAAGCAGGUCUACGCAAAGGAGAUCAGAUCCUAGAAGUGAACGGUCAGAACUUUGAAAAUAUGACGCUUGCGAAAGCAAAAGAUAUCUUGAAAAGUCAGACGAAUUUGAACAUCAGUGUCAAACACAAUAUCGCUGUGUUCAAAGAACUUUUACAAAGUCCUCUAAAGAAAACAUCGAAUUUAAAAGCGAAGAAAAAUGAAGUUCAGAGGAGUUCGUCCGACAGUUGCGACAAACGUUUUGGUUUCAUGCAUCGAAGUAACGAUCCUUUGUAUUACUCCGAUUAUUCCGGAAAGAAACUUGGGAAUCCAUUUGGAGGUAUUUAUGCAACAACACGAAUCAAAAAGACAUUCAUGAAAUUCACUACAUUACCACGUUCACCAAAGGGCGAAAAAGAUGUGAAAGGUUUAUACGGUAUAUCAUACGAUGACUCCAGUCUCGUGAAUUCGAAGAAAACUGCAAUGAGUAAUGGGACAUUGCGCGCGUACAGCUCUUCUGAAAACAUCGCUGAAGAUGAAGCAGACCAUGUACAACCUGAUCAAGUCAUCCGGAUCUAUAAGGCUGAUCACACUUCAAAAUACUUUGUAAUAUAUCAGGAUACGACUGUUCGUGAAGUUGUGAACAUGGCUGUUGACGCAUUUUCAUUGGCCGAGUCCGCUUCCAAUUUCUCUCUGAGCGAAAUCACGGUGAAUGAAGGAGAUUUAAUAAAACAGAAACGACUUCCUGACAUGAUGUGUGAUCUUGUGAAUAAAGCUGCGUUGAAUGGCCGAUAUUAUCUUAAAGAUUUCACAUCAACCGACGUCACAUUACUUCCUGAAGAAACGAUACAGGAAUUAGCCAAGGAAUUACGAUAUACGUUAGCUGACCUAGAUUCCACUGAAGUUGCUCGACAAGUUACUUUAAGAGACUUCGAGAUUUUCCAAAAGAUCGAGUCUUCGCAGUAUAUUUAUGAGCUGUGGAAAUUUGAAGAAACUUUGCGUAAUAGUUUAUUAAAGUUCUCAAAGAUAUCGGACGAGGAACGAUACUGGGUUAUUACAGAGAUUUGUAAGGAACCGAGUGCUGUGAAACGCGUAAAGAUUAUCAAACAAUUUAUAAGGAUUGCAAAACGAUGUAAAGAUUGUAGAAAUUUCAAUUCUAUGUUUGCAAUCGUCAGUGGUCUUGACCAUUCUGCUGUGCAGAGAAUGAAAGGGACCUGGGAGAGAGUUCCCAAUAAAUAUACUAAAAUAUUCGAAGAUAUUAAAGAUUUAAUGGAUCCUUCAAGAAACAUGUCAAAAUAUCGCACUCUGUUGAGCAGAGAGCAGAGAUACCCACCUGUGGUACCAUUUUUCCCCAUCGUGUUGAAAGAUCUUUCCUUUUUACAUUUUGGAAAUAAAUCAAAAGUUGAUGGUUUGAUCAACUUUGAAAAGCUACGCUGUAUAUCAAAAGAAGUACGAAAUACGACGAAACUUGGUCUCGUGCCUUACGACAGUUUUCUAAUGUUCGACCGUGCUGUGCCAGAUACACCUGGACCUACGGUUAUUCAAGCUCUUACCAGCGGUCUUCAGAACAAGAACAGGCGCAGUCGCCGUGAUAACGGCUUUCGAAAUCCAAGAAAGAUGCACGAAGAGGUGCUCAUGAGCCGUCGCGUGAAGAAGUAUCUCGCCAAUCUAACUGUGAUUACGAACGAGGACAAACUUCGCGAGCUGUCGUUAAAUUGCGAACCUCCUCCGGGCUCAGUUCCACUGUCAGUUCAACUGAAGAGGAAGCCAACACCACCAAAUUCCCCGGGUGAAAAUCGAGUCUUGAAGGAAGAAGUCGUUUCGCGAUCAUCAACAGUAAGCUCUCCGUCAUCGUCCCUGCCUCCAACAUCUCCAAGGACGAUCAGCAUCAAUGAUAUCGAGGUUUUUCCGGAAAUAGGAGAUUUAACUGUGGAGGAACAAAAAUAUCCAACUAAACCAGACACGUCAGCACGAUUAUCCAGAUCAACAACUCCCAGUCCGUCGACUCCCGACAAAGGAGCGUCAUCCCAUACAUUUUUCACUGCAGGGAAGGGAGAAAGCCGAAUAUCAGCAGUAUAGCAUAUAAUGAAGAAAUGUCACAAAAUUCGAUAUAAUGUAUGCACCACACCACGAUUAACGGCAACCUUCGCAAAUUUCACAUGGCGGAAUAGCAACGCAUAAUAAGACAACUUAAUAUUUCAGAUAUAAUAUGUAUAUAUAUAUUUUAAUAUUUUAUUAUGAUCGAAGUGUAAAUGUUCUGUGCGCGGAAGAUUUGUACAGAUAGGAAAAAUAUUUUUAAACAAUUUUGCUGUAGUCGCAUUUUUAGAUCACCCUACACAUCAUAUGAACUUAUUUUAUAUUGGAAUAAAAUAGAUUA
This is a messenger RNA of Dendronephthya gigantea, 4935 nucleotides long. RefSeq names its product rap guanine nucleotide exchange factor 6-like. Bases 954 to 4637 code for a protein of 1227 amino acids. Gene Ontology annotation, molecular function: protein binding; guanyl-nucleotide exchange factor activity. Lineage: Eukaryota; Metazoa; Cnidaria; Anthozoa; Malacalcyonacea; Nephtheidae. The transcript has 44 exons. Gene Ontology annotation, biological process: Ras protein signal transduction; positive regulation of GTPase activity. The record is from RefSeq and is a predicted model, not a curated record. Gene Ontology annotation, cellular component: apical plasma membrane; plasma membrane.